UCAUUGAUGGCAAUGGAGGAAGGUAGUUGGAACCAUCUGCCAAGUGUCAUUUUGUUAGAAGUUUUCACUUAUUUGUCUCAAAAAGAGAGAAUUAGAGCUUCGUCGACGUGUAAGCAAUGGCGAGGUACACUGUUUCAUUCCAGCUUCUGGCCUACAGUCCAUUUUAGGCUUAAAACUAAAGAUGAAGAUAGUGUGUUACGAACUCGGUACCAGCUUAAACAUUUUGCAACGAAAUUGCGUAAUGCUACAAUCAGCUUUGACGCAAUGGAUUUGAUUUGUGUACAGGAGGCUGCAAGAAUAAUACAAACACUUCGUAAGAAUGAAUCUCUUCGACGUCUUUCCUUACAGCCAAGUCAUUGCAGGUUUGAAGUUCCUGACAGAUUUGCUGGUGAUAGGAUAACUUUUAUCGAAAGACACUUUAUGAAGCCAUUACAACAGCUGAUGCAGAACUGCCGCAGUAUUGAGUUUCUAGAUUUGGGUUGCUUGGAGGAGAUAUGCCAACACGCAUCAAAGCUUACGUAUAUCUUGGGUCAGAAUCAUGGCCGUUCUCUUCAUCAUUUGAGGCUCGCCUCAAUCAAGGAUGAUCCUGAAUGCUACCUUCUGGAUGAACUGCCUCCAGCACUCUUUCGGCCCUUCCAAAUGUUACAGGUGCUAAGUGUUGACUAUGACUAUUUGAGUGAUGAAAUGUUGCCAGUCAUCAGCAACCUUGGUCUUAGGCAGUUUAUAAUCCAUGUUCAUGGAGUUGAAGAGGACCAUCCUGGUAUACCUGAUUCAGCAUGGGCUGAAUUUGCAAAUCACAACCCUUUAUGUGAAGUACAUCUCAUCCUCAUUCAUGCCUAUGAUGCUGUGGAAAUUUUGGAUUCGACCAUUUUCAGGCCGAACAUGCCACUUUCAUUCUUAAAAGUGUUUUUUUGUGAGAAUAUGAAUUACACAGCACUGCAACGGAUUUCACUCUGGUACUAUAACACUCUGCAAUCGCUGUGGUGGAUUGACUCAAUUGGUGCAACUUCCAACAGCUUCUGCCUUGUAGAGCCAUCUGUGGAACCUAUUGCUCAGCCUGAUCCCCUGGUAAUGAUGGCUUGGCGGUGUACCAAACUGAAGGAGCUGGUCUUCCUCGGCUACAAGUAUUAUGAGGAUGACUUGAUUGCCAUAGCAAGGCUGAGAGGUAGUGGAUUGCAGAAAUUUGAAAUCCACGCACAAGACAUUUUGCGCGUGUCUGAUGUUCCUGAUGCCCUGGAAUUUGAAAUCAGCAGAGAAUUGAAGAGAUCCUGGGCCCCACUGGACGAUGUUACAUUACCUGAGGUUAUACUCAACCCUAUCCUGGGGGAUUCUGAUGAGUACAUCCUGCAGGUACUGAGAGAUACUGAAACAGCAUAAUGAAAGUAUUCUUGUAGGAAAUCUCAGCUCAGCUAAUAUUCUGUGAGUAGAAUAUGCAUACUGUAGCAAGAGCACCUCAUGCAUCUAGGCAUUUACUCUGCAGCAUUACUUAGUGGUCAACACAAACUGCUCACUGCAAGAAUCUGUAAUCCGCUGUCAAAUAUGAGCUGCUGCAGAUACAAUGUGGUAUAUCUUUUAAGUAAAUUUAAAACAUUUACUCUGUGGUCACUUGGAGCAAAAUAUUUUAUUGUCAAGAAGAACAAUACAGUUCAGUUUUAUUGGUGAUUAUAUCCACAGGAGUCAUUUGAACUGGUUGUGAAUAGGGCAUAAAGCUUACACGCAUGCCUGUCUAUCUGAUGAUUUCCUGAAAGCAACUUUUAUUUGUUGUGGAGGCUUCCUGGUACAAUCUGUGAUAAAUUUAAAAUGGUCUACAUACUUUCCCAUUUAAUCGACAAAUAAAAAUUGUUAAAACUUACAGGUCUCGGUAUAUGUAUGGGACACAGAAUUUUAUGUUGAAUACAGUGUUAUGGUUAUUUAUGUAUUCCUACACGACCAAUUUUGUCACCUGUAUCAGAAAAGUGUACAGAGUCAACUGAGAUGAGCUACAAUCAAUGUAUAGCAUCUGAAACAUUUUAUUUGUUUGUCUCAACUGUUUUAAGUUAAAUGACUGUGGUAAUGUUUGCCAGGGUUCCAGGUGUAAUGAUUAAAGCAGUUAACUUGUAUGUGCAUAACUUGAGCACAUAGCCUUCUCUCUCCUGUUUUGUUUUGCAUGCUAUAAAUAUAAGCAUGUCGUUGUACUUUUUAUAUCUUCAUCAGACCUGUUUUGCAGAAGAUAUGUGCAUUCCUUGGGGAAGAUAUUUAAAGGCUUAGGAAGUGAGCAGUUAUUUAUUUACAACCACUAGUCUAAAUGAAGAAAGAUGUAGUGAAAUGUACUUUUUUAUGGUGCUGUGCCUGAGAUUUUGAAAGAUAACCACUAAGCCAUUAAUGUUAAGUUGUUGGGUUCAGGAGCCAGUUAAAAGGAGGGUGUAUAAUAUAUCAUUCCAAUAAUCACCGAAGACUUAUGUAAGCAGUUCUGUGCAAGUUUGAGAACAUUUUGUACACUAUAUUAGUGAAGGUGUGUGGAUUAAUAUUGUAAAACAAAUGCACAAAGACUGUUUCAUUUUGCCAGCUAUUAAUAUUGAGUCUGUGCAAUGUGACAAAGGUAGUCACAAAAUUAUACUGUUGGGAUCAAUGUAGAUGUUUUUGACACUUGGGAAGUCUGCAUUAAUAAUAUUUUGAGAAAUGUCUUAGAUUAAAUAUAGUUAACAUGAUUGCCUAUGUCAUUCAAGGCAUUGGGUGUAUAACAUCUGUGAUAUCUUAGGAAUUAGAGUUCAACAGCAAACUAAUGGGGUUGCAAGAUGUCCCCUUCCUAAUAACAUUAAGUCACGUCCAGAGCUGUAAGGUGCAUACUAUGAAUAAACGUAUCUGUAGUGUG
Molecule: messenger RNA, 2851 nt
Organism: Schistocerca piceifrons (Central American locust)
Lineage: Eukaryota; Metazoa; Arthropoda; Insecta; Orthoptera; Acrididae
Product: F-box only protein 33
Exons: 7
Coding region: 7-1377 (456 amino acids)
Biological process (GO): positive regulation of protein ubiquitination; SCF-dependent proteasomal ubiquitin-dependent protein catabolic process
Cellular component (GO): SCF ubiquitin ligase complex
Molecular function (GO): protein binding
Source: RefSeq, a predicted model, not a curated record